GCAACGACAAAGUGUAUGACCAUUUGAACAUAUUUACCUAGGCGUGCAUCGCACUCAUCAUGGCUCAGUCAGGCAGUCUCAUUGCGUUUGAUCUUUACGGCACUCUGCUAUCAACGGAGUCGAUCUCCAAGCGAUUAUCCGAGAUUCUCGGAUCGCAGGAAACAGGCACGCAGGUUGCGGCAUCAUGGCGAAAGUAUCAGUUGGAAUAUUCAUGGAGAUUGACGUGUAUGGAAUCCUACGAUGACUUCUACAACAUCACCCGCAAUGCAUUGAGACAUGCACUCUCCGAGGCUGCAGUUCGACUAGAAGAAGAUCAGAUCGACCAACUGAUGGAUGAAUACGACCACCUAUCUACGUUUCCAGACGUAACACCGGCUCUACAGAACCUAACAAAAAGACCAGACAUCAAAACCGUCAUUUUCUCCAAUGGAACUAAACAGAUGGUCUCAAACUCCGUGUUUCGCUCCCAAGAUCUUUCGCCUCAUGCAUCUCUAUUCACGGAUCUAGUCACGGUAGAGGACGUCAAAGCGUACAAGCCCGCACCUGCUGUCUAUGAGCAUCUGGCGGUAAGUACAGGUACGCAAAUGGGGGAUAUAUGGCUCAUUUCGGCGAAUCCAUUUGACAUUGUCGGCGCUGGGGAUUACGGCUUGAAAACUGCAUGGAUCGAUCGCAACGGUAGGGGGUGGGAAGAUGCUGCGGUACCAAGGUUGCGACCACGGAUUAUUGGCAAGAGUCUGGAUGAGGUUAUCAAAGCAAUCUUGGACGAUCUUAGCAAGUAGAUUGGUACAAAUGCUUUUCCAGUAGGAAAUCAAAAGCCAGGUUUAGCGAUCAGUCGUUAUGUCGCGCUGUAUGUAUUUCCAAAAUCCUCCAUGCGAAAAGGGAAGUCUCGGGGUAAGUAGCAGCGCUCUGAAUUCGUUCUGCCCUUCCAUUUCCCCUCUAGAAAUAUUCCAUGAGAGUAAAUGUGGAAUCUAGAGUGAAUAGGAAGGGGUGAUGUUUUAUGAAUGAUU
This is a messenger RNA of Talaromyces stipitatus ATCC 10500, 1007 nucleotides long. RefSeq names its product haloacid dehalogenase, type II. The transcript has 2 exons. NCBI's taxonomy places the organism in Eukaryota, Fungi, Ascomycota, Eurotiomycetes, Eurotiales, Trichocomaceae. The record is from RefSeq and is a predicted model, not a curated record. Gene Ontology annotation, molecular function: hydrolase activity, acting on halide bonds, in C-halide compounds. The coding region runs from base 60 to 779 and encodes 239 amino acids.